This is a messenger RNA of Linum trigynum, 4763 nucleotides long. The record is from the annotation of a GenBank genome assembly. NCBI's taxonomy places the organism in Eukaryota, Viridiplantae, Streptophyta, Magnoliopsida, Malpighiales, Linaceae.
CACAAUACAUAAAGGCAAAAUAUGGGUUGGAAUUCUCCCAUUUCAAAUUUCGUGGCCUGAGAGUGAUUCUAGAAAUGUCAUUUUUGUCAUUGCACUCAGCUCAUAUUUAUAUAUUAAAAAUGUUAUCAUUGGAGUUCGAACCUUGCUCACUUGAGCAAAAGUUAACGGAGACUAACGGUCAGUGACCAAACUUGAACCGUUAACCUAAUUUAAGUGACUACGGGUGGAAUAAAGUAAUUCUAGUGGCUAACGUGAACUUUACUAGUAAUUCAAGUGACCAAACUUGCAAUUUAUCAGGUUAAUCAAAAUAUUCCAAAGAGAUGAUAGUUUCAUUUUUCCAGCCGAGAAUUUGGCCUCCCCUCGUACUCUGUACAAUUUUUAUUCUCAAUCUUCCUCACUAAAUACAGUCAGCAGAAGUUAAGGAUUUCGAACAGGUAUACGGUGACGGACGAUCCAGCUGAGUUCCAUAUCCAUUUGGGUUCUCUUCGGAGUGCUCGAUUAAAUUCGGUUUGUACCUAUUCAUUUUCGUACAAAUUCAAUGUAUAUAGAAAAACAACAAUAUUUUUUGAAGCGUAAUAUAGAUGAGCUCCUCUCCUAUCCACCACAUCUAAUUAAACUGACUUGUAAUAUGUUUUUGGUCGUCGGUUUAUUUCUUAAGAAUGGAGAAGUAUUUUAAUCGAUGAUGAAUUGCUUAAAAAAAGACAACAUGAUCCCAAGUCUACUACAGAAAAACAAUUGUAAUAAAAGUCUACCAAAAUAAUAAUAAAAGACUACAUUUUAUUAUUUAUUGGGGAAAGUCAUUCUUUUCCCCCCUUCUUUUAAUUAGGUGAAAGGAUAUUUUCUAAAAGAAAAUAUGGAUGAAGAAGCUGAGACAUAUCUUCUUUAUAUUAGAGUCAAUCCUUAAGCCCUAACUCAUCCUUUCUAAAUUCGAAGAAAUGCCACUCUCCAAUUAAUCAACAGAUGCACUAUUAUAUGCUAGUUAAAUUUUAAUUAAGGCAAUUAGUUAGCGGUAUCCACCCACACAUCAAGAUUCAAGACAUUAUUACGUAUAACAUGAUCGCCACCAUUCAAAUUCCGCAAUUCCAUCCCAACUCCCCUUUCUAGUUAGCAAAUUAGCAUUACAUUCCGCAAUUUCAUCUCGACCAGAAAAACAAUUAGGAUAGCAUGGUUCUCUUUGAUUUCAAAUCCGACAAGCACUUCGUUGCUUCCUCGGACAAGACGACCCUUAAAGUCUACGAGUUGACCAACCCUACUGCUGUUAAUCCUUCCUCCAUCGGAAAGAAUCACUGGAAGGAAGCCGCCACCAUCACAGCCAGUGAUCAAGAUCAAAGCAAUGACGAGGAACAAGACAAUGGUGACGAUCCAUCAGCAGAGGAGGAGGAGGAGGAAUCUUAUUACGACGGGAUGAUGUUCUUCGAUGGUCACGGGAAGAUCGAGGGACGGGAGGCGUUGACCAAGCUAGCCCAACACCUCACCCGGCUGCAAUUGAGGGUCAGCCCUCAAGGGUUUUGUUUCCAGGAUGUUACCGGGUUAGGCGAGCACAAAGAGUUUGGGUUUCACUACCUCCGACUGAAUGAUCUUUUCAACUGGCCGUAUCACGGUAUCAGAAUGCCAGGAAUUGCCACGUGGCGGCGCCUGGUGUUGGAGUACUCCGUACCGAAAGGGGAGAAGAAGCGGCCGAUGGCCGGAGGAGCCGUGAGCAAGAAGAAGUACGAGGAGUUGAAAAAAAUGGUCGAAGAAAGGGAUGAAAAGAUACUGAAGCUGAGGGAGGGGAUGGAAGAACAAGAUUGGGAGUUGGAAAAGCUAAAAGAAGAGAAGGGGAAACACGAGCAGGAGCUACGAGACUUGGAAAAGAAAAACAGCAAGGAGUUGUUGAAGCUGUCGAAGAAAAAAGACGGCGAGCUAGAAACGCUCAAGAGGGAGAAGGACGAGGAGCUGGAGGAUAAAAUCGAGGAGUUAGAGACGUUGAGGAGAGAAAAGGAGGACGAAGCAAAGUCGAGCAAAGGGAAGAACGAGGAGCUGAAAAAAUUGAGGGAGGAAGUGAGGAAUCUGAAAAGAGCCAAGAACAACGAAGAUGGUGGUGCAGCAACAGCAUCAUCAGAAGGGAAGAUAAUGGUGGACAGCGAUGAAUGGCACAAGUUGAAGAACGACGAGGCGGAGACGAGACAAGAGGUAGCGAACAAGGAUGAAGCGUUGCGAAAGGUUAUGAACGAGAAGGAUGCGGAAUCCCAACAGCUUAGGAUCGAGAAGGAAGAAAUGAUGAAAGCGAGUGCAGCGGAAACAGAGAAGCUAAGAAACCAACUGUCACAACUCCCUCGGAAGCAAUCGUGGUUACAGACAUCUGCAACUAAGUUGGUGUCCCUAACUACGUACAAUGACCAAAUAAUAAGCACAAGACGGGCAGUGCCACAGGAUACUUGGAGCUUGUCCAGCGAACUCAUAUCGGUUAUGAGUAGUUUCCAGUACCAUUCACUUUGGAACAAUUACGCCUUGCCAUUCUCGUUUGCAAAUGGGCUGUCUUUGGUGGAUGAAGAUCCGGAAGACUGGCUGCCUCCCCCCAAGAUUCGGGUGUACAAUGCCAGAGCCGCAUUCGACAAAGCCAACUGGUGGUUUGUAAAGACAACCCACCCGGAUGGAGGCUUGACGAUGAUGGCUUAUUACGACGGCAGUUUCCAUAUUUCUAAUCUUUCCAGGAUGUCCUGCUCUAUCCGGAUCCCCUAUUCAUGGGACAAUAGUCCAUUUUGGGCAGAUACAGCUUGCACCCUGAUUAUGGUGAGCGGCGAGUGGAAGCUUGCUUUCAUGUACCGCUGAGUAGCUGGCCUGCUAGGACCAAGGCAAGGCACGGCCGGCUGAUCGUUUCCAAUUUGUUUUCGCUUCUUUAUUUGGUUCUGCAGCGUAACAAUUGUUAAUUUGGAUUUUGUCUAUUGGCGGUGAAUUGUGAUUUCUUUAUUAACUAGCGUGGGUCCCGGCCAGUUGGCCGGAGGAAGGAGGCGGUACUUAACAAUUGCGUCUAGAGGCUGGUUUUCUUAUAGUAUAAUUUCACGCUACUCCAGUAGGCGGUACUUAACGAUACAAAACGGUUAGAACCACAAUGAAACCACAAUUUCAGUAUAAAAUAUCCGACAUGUGCUACAACAUGAUGAGGUGAAAUGCAAGGAACAAGGGUAAAGACAAGAAAUUAGAAAAGUUGUAAGAAAUUGUUUUUAGUUGUUGAAUAAUGUAAAAAAUAAAAUAAAAUCCUUACUAUAUUCAGAAUAGACAAACAGGUGGUGCAGGUAUCUCAAUAUAUGUCCCGUAGUAGGUGCGGGUGGAGAUGGAUAAUACUCGAGCGGGUAUGGGGUGGGGCGGGUCGACUCACUCUUUCAUGUAUUUGAGAAAAAUUUACGUGAAAUUUUACUUUUUACGAUAAAAUGAAGAAAAAAAAAACACUUUAUGAAUGAAAACAAUGAUAAUAGUAUGAGUAAAUGAGUCUAACUAGUUGAAAGAUCAAGUCUAUCUAAUUGAAGAAAAGUAAAAAUACGAGAAAUAUGAAUAGAUAUUAUGAGAAAUUGAGAUACAAUGGGUCUAGAACAGGGCGGGACGGGACAUGAUAGGUCGGAAAGUAGAUACUCAUGCCACACCUCAUACUACUGCAAGUCAAGUAAGACGAUCAAAUUUGAUAAAUACCCAAGGGACGGAUUCAAAUUGUCAUUUGGAAUUUUGGUGCAUAAAGAAAUCCUAGUGUGGUGUGCUAAAGAAAUCUCGAUGAUUGUGGUAGUAGUUUCCUCAUCAUUCAUGGUUGUUGAUAAUUAGACAACGACUUCUCAACAUUUGGAAAUUUGGUGCAUAUACGCAACUGUUUAACUUCUUUAAUGACAAAUGACAGAUUUUCCUGGACCCUAAAUUUAAAUGAUGAGCUCAACUUGAGAGAUAAUGUAGAGUUUGGUUUAGUAAAUUUUCAGAAUGUCUUCAAUACUUCUAUUGUAUGGACGCAUAUCUGUUCAUUGUUUUCUAAUAGUCAUAAUGUAUCAUUAUCAUAGUUGUUAAUGACAUUAGACUUAAAGUAUUAAAUUGAUUUUUUAAUGGGUACAAUAUCCGUUGAUUUCUAUAAUUUAAAUACCACUUGUCCAACCAAGUGACACAAUCAAGCACGUCAAAGUAUUUUUUAUAUAUAUUUUUUUACCUCUGAUCUAAUGAUCCCUUCAAGAAGUCAAUAUUGAAUAUUGCACUCACCAUUUGCUUUAGUAAAAAGAAUUUUAAUUAAAAUCGAAUUACAACAUGAUACCCAUCCACAGGAUAAAACUUGACGUCCAUCUCACUUUAACAAAUGAAGUAGUACAUAUAAUGACACACUCAGAGAUGAGAUGAAAUAGAAUGGAGAAAUGGGUAGACCUCAUUUUAUAAGCAAAUAGAUUCCGCUGGAUAAUUUUUUUUUUCCAUAGAUAAGGAUAAAAUAAAUACUCAGAGAACAACACACAAUCAAAUGUGACAGUCGAUAAAUAGUCGAACUGUCGAAUACAAUGAUUUUUUGUGCCACUUUACCUGUAUAAUGUUUGCCGAAAGCAAACAAAAAGUAACUGGUAGCUAAGAAGCCAGCAAAACCGAUUCCGCUGGAUAAUGUUAAUGUUUCGAUUGGUUAAUAAAGUCUGAAGCAGGUUUGAAGAUAUAAAAAAAUAAAACUUAACCUCUAAUAUGUAUUGUAGUGUGUUCUUUGGGUUGUUGGCUUAUUUUAGAAGGGGAAAGUAUUUAAUCAUGAAUUGUUUUAAAAAAAUACCAAAUUGGUA